AUCACAUGCUCCAGUAUCGAUCUCUGAGUAAGAGAAGAUCGAUGCAAGGUGGUGGGGAGGGAUCGGUGGCGAUGGCGGCAGCGGCAGCGGCAGCGGAAGCGCGGCACGAUGACGUGGAGGCGCUGCAUGAGCAUGAUGAUGAUAGCCGUGAGCAGAAGCGGCCUCUCUUGGCGAAGCGCUCCGUCACCGCGGACGACGGCAGCGACGGCAUGAGCCCAAUCCAGCGGGCCAUCAGCCAGACGUACCAGAGCACGGCGCACCUGGCCAAGCUUCUCCCGACGGGUACCGUGCUGGCGUUCCAGCUGCUUACCCCGAUCGUCACGGCCCAGGGCCGCUGCAUUCGCGCCAACCGCGCCAUGGCGAGCGCACUCGUGGCGCUCUGCGCGCUCUCCUGCUUCGUGCUCAGCUUCACGGACAGUUUCAGGGACGCCAAGGGCGCCGUUCGGUACGGGUUCGCCACGUUCCGGGGCCUCUGGGCCAUCGACGGCGGCGCGCCGCUGGACCCGCAGGCCGCCGCGGGCUAUAAGAUCCGGUUCCUGGACUUCGUGCACGCGGUGGUGUCCGUGAUGGUCUUCGCCGCUGUCGCGCUGUUCGACCGGAACGUGGUGUCGUGCUUCUACCCGGUGCCGUCGGAGGACGUGAGGCAGGUGCUCACGGUGUUGCCGAUCGCCAUUGGCGUGGUCGGGAGCAUGCUGUUCGUGUCCUUCCCGACCACCCGCCACGGCAUCGGCUUCCCGCUCUCAGCGCACUAA
This is a messenger RNA of Phragmites australis (common reed), 752 nucleotides long. Its product is annotated as protein DMP6-like. The record is from RefSeq and is a predicted model, not a curated record. The transcript has a single exon. Gene Ontology annotation, biological process: endomembrane system organization. The coding region runs from base 6 to 752 and encodes 248 amino acids. NCBI's taxonomy places the organism in Eukaryota, Viridiplantae, Streptophyta, Magnoliopsida, Poales, Poaceae.